Messenger RNA from Budorcas taxicolor (takin), 2727 nucleotides. RefSeq names its product collagen alpha-1(I) chain-like. The transcript is spliced from 8 exons. The coding region runs from base 1 to 2727 and encodes 908 amino acids. Lineage: Eukaryota; Metazoa; Chordata; Mammalia; Artiodactyla; Bovidae. The record is from RefSeq and is a predicted model, not a curated record.
AUGGCGGGCCCGGGGCCGGCGGGCGGGGCCGGCAGGGUCCUGAGCGAGGGGGCCGGCGUGGCGUGGCCACUGCUCGGGGGCCGCGGGCUUCUAGACACUGGGAGGGCGAAGCAGAAGAGCCGGUUAAUGCAGCCACAAGCUCGAAAAACUUUUCUAAGUGGAGAGGAAACCCGGCCCGGCCGCAGACGCGGGGGUCACUCGGCCCUGGCCCGGCCGGGCGGGGCGGGGACAGGCGGCCGCGCGGCCCGGGACGAGGGCGCACGGCCGGAACAAAUGAAUUUCCUCCGAGGAGCAGUCAACAUCGCCCCGACGUGGAAGGCAGGCAGGCAGGCAGCUCCGCGGGCCGGCGCGCGGCGGCAGAGGGCGGCGCGCAGCGACUAUUGUUUAACGGGGACUGGGCGAAGCCUCCCAGCAGUUCGAACCCCACAGCGGGCCGCAGUUCCAAAACUCGCGCGGCCAAGGCGCGCCGUCCGCAUCUGGGGGUCAGAGUGCCCUGAGUGCGUGGGCCGCGGCCCUCCCCGGAGCCCGCCGCCCCGGGGCUCGGUGGGCCAGAGGGUUUGCCACUGCCGGCCGCCGGGCACCGGGGGAGCCGGCCCCUCCUCGUCCAGUCCGUUCCCGCUCGGCGCACCCGCCCUCCCUUUGCUCGCCCCCGCCCGCCCCGCGGGCCGCCCUCCCCCGGCUGUCCCCUGCCCCUCGCGGCUGAACUGGGGACUGCCAGACAGCCCGGCGCGCUCCGAGGAGCAGGCGGCAGGGGACGCCCGGGCCACCUGGAACCCUGGCCUGCCUUCGGCGCAGCCACCCAGCGGGGCCCGGGCUCGCCCCUGCAGCUCCCGCCCGGCCAGGCCUCCCGCGGCCGCCGGGAGGGAGCCGUUCGCGGCGGCGCUCUGCAAACCUGCCUCCCAGAAACGAAAUCUGCCCGCUCUGACAGCUUGGUUCAAGGUGAUUGAUGACUCUCUGGAGACCACAGAACUGCCGGAAACCAAGCGCUUCCCCACGGACAAGGCAGCGCCUCGAUUUUGGUCAGAUGCCCCCACGGGCCUGCUAAAUUCCAAGGGAGCCGGGGCUUCGCCCCUGAGACCAGUUGAGCCCCCGAGGUCUGACCGGUCCCAGGAGUCGUCCCCUGAGGCCUCCGCUCCCCUGCCCCGAGAGUCGAGCGGGCACGGCGCGGGGCUGGGGGGCCUGCUCCAGCUCAGAGAAGUUGACCCGAGCCAGGAGGCUGGGGCGGGGGCGCGCAGCCCAGGGCAGGGCCUUCCUCUCUCAGGCGCCUGGCCCAGUCCUGGGGGCGUGCGUGCCGCCCACUGCUCUCGGACACCGGGCGGGGUGUGGGGCUCGGGGGUUCUAGGUGUCCCGAAGCCCCACUCGCGAACCCCGAGCCUGGCGUGUCGCUCUUUCGCAUCCUCUGAGGUCUCCCGCGAAGCCCGGAGCGGGCUGCAGGCGCGCGGGAUGAGUCUUCCUCGCGAAACGCCCCGCGCUCCGGCCCGUUCCCUCCCGCUUUCCCACCGCGGCCCCGCCGCUGGCUCCCAAGGCGCCGCCCGAGCCGGGAAGGCUGGCAGCCGGGCGUCCCAGCGCAGGCUCCCGGCUCCGCGAGGCCCCGGUGCCCCAAGCCGCCCCCGCCCCCCGAUUUCCCUCCACUUGCGCCCGACGCGGCCGCCUCCAGAGACCCCACCGGCGGGCAGCAAACUUUGUGCCCCCAGCGCAACAGCGAUCCUCGCAAAGUUUGCGCGGCCGGGCCCACUCCCUACCUGCGCCGGGGACGCGCCCGCCCGCGCCGCUCGGGCGCCGGGGCCGCGGAGAGCAGCGCGCAGCCCGGGACGCACCGGGGAGUCGCCGCCGCCGCCGCCGCCGCCCGCGCCCCUCGGCGGCCGCGCGGAGCCUCCGCCUCCCCGGCCGGGGGGAGGGGUCUCGGAGCCCCGGGGCGGGGGCGGGCGCGGGGACCUCGCCUACCUGCGGUGGCGCCGGGCCACUGCGGAGCACCUGGCGAGCGAGCGGAGCGCGGCGGCGUCCCCAGGCGCCGCGGUCGUCAGCCGAGCCCGCACCGGCGUGACGUGGGCGAGCGAGCGCGCGGCUCCCACCCGGCCGCCCAUUAACGCUUUCCCCCCGCGGGCGCCGCGCGCUCGCCGACUUUUCCCCUCCGCCCGGCCGGCGCGGGGCGACCGGGGCGCGCGGGGCGCGGGGGGCCGGGGCGAGGGGCGCCCCCGGACGGCGGCGGGGUGGGGGGCGGGGGCACCCCGGCUCGAGAGGACCCUCCGGCCGGAACAGGAGGGCCGCGCUCGGGCCAAGCGCUCGAGGCGGCCUCGGGGUCCACGGCCCUUCAGAGGGCCCUCCCCGCGCCCGGCUUUGCUUCUUGGGGCCUCCGGAGCCGCUCCGGGACCGGACCCCAGGGUCUCCCCGCUCCGCUCAGCCCCUCUCUCGCCAGUCCUCACUCCCCAGCCCUGUCUUGGCCUUAGUAUCCAGCGGAGCGCCCGGGUGCUGAAGGCCCGGUGCUCCUUGGAGGGGGCUGGGGUCCUGGCUCCGGGGCCUGCCUCUCUCUCGCCCCUCCCCCCACGCUGCCCAUUCACCCUGGGGAGCCCACGUUCCCCCUGUGUCCCCGCUAGGCCCCCACCGGAUCUGACGGACCUGACGCUCAGGGCAGCAGGCCCUGGGCUGGGCGAGAGCCUGGUUGUGGGCAGGGGGCUUGGGCAGGUGGAUCUGGGUGUGUCCAGGCGACAGGGCCUGCUUGGGGACUAG